Dermatophagoides farinae (American house dust mite) is the source of this 3701-nucleotide messenger RNA. RefSeq names its product smoothened, frizzled class receptor (gene smo). Gene Ontology annotation, molecular function: patched binding; transmembrane signaling receptor activity. NCBI's taxonomy places the organism in Eukaryota, Metazoa, Arthropoda, Arachnida, Sarcoptiformes, Pyroglyphidae. The record is from RefSeq and is a predicted model, not a curated record. Gene Ontology annotation, cellular component: dendrite; plasma membrane; cilium. Gene Ontology annotation, biological process: central nervous system development; smoothened signaling pathway; commissural neuron axon guidance.
AGCGACUGUGUUAGUUCAUUGCACGUUGAAUUUUUUCACAACUGAUUGUUAUUAUUGUUUAUUUCGAUCUACAUAUAUAUUUUUAUUGUUUCAAAAUGAAUUUAUAUUUGACAUUCGAUAUUUAGCUCAUUUAAUGAUGAUCAAAAAUGGAAUUUUUCUCCUAUUUGGCUUCAUUUUUUAUAUUGAUGAUGACCAUUUGGUCCAUCAAUUCGAAUCGAUCUCUUGUAUUUGCUAAUCUGGACAACACUUUUUUUGCCAUGACAAUGAAAUCAUAUAGAAGUCCGGCUAAUUGUUAUCGACCGGUAAAACGUUGCAUUCCAUUGAAUGUAUCUUUACCAUGUUUAGAUGUAUCAUUACCGUAUAAAUUUACAGCCUAUUCGUUACCAUUCGAACAAUCAUCAUCAUUAUCAUCAGUAUUAAUGAAUCAUCAGCAAAUGAUUGAGAUGACACGUUCCUAUUUGGAUGGUUGGAAAGGUCUACGAUCUAUACCGCAAUGUUGGAAAGCAUUACAGACUGCAUUGUGUGCAUCAUUCUUUCCACGAUGUGAUAAUGACAGUUCACGUGUCAUAUUGCCCACAUAUGAAAUGUGUCGAUUAACACGUGCACCAUGCCGUAUUAUUGAUGAACAUUUUCGUUGGCCAUCAUUUCUUCAAUGUGAAAAUGAAACAUUUUUUCCUACCAAAUGUCCGAAUUCAUAUACAGAUCUAAAAUUUUCUACAACAAUUGUAAAUAGUCGUUGUCCAACACCAUUGGUAUCAACUGAUGAUAGCCGUAUCUUUUAUCAUGGAUUUGAUGGCUGUUCAUUACAUUGUAUAAAUCCUGUCUAUAGUAAUGAACAAUAUGAAGAAAUGUCCAAAAUUAUCGCCUAUGGAUCUGUAUUAGGAUCAACAGCCACGUUGUUUGCCAUUUGUUCUUUUCUUAUUGAUCGUGCCUGUUUAAAACGUCGUUUCUAUACAUCUGUCAUAUUUUAUCUGAAUUUAUGUAUGUUAUUAGCGACAACUGGUUGGAUGUUACAAUUGCUCAAAGGUCGUAACGAUAUUGUAUGCCGAUCAGAUAAUACGAUUCGUUAUGGAGAGCCAUCAAAAUCAGAUCAUUUCUAUUGUUGUCUAUCAUUUUUGCUCAUCUACUAUUUUUCAUUGGCAGCAUCUAUAUGGUUUGUGCAUUUAUUUCGCGUUUUUUACAAAACAUUUUAUGGACUUUCCACUGGUAUGAAAAUGGAUUUCAAUAAAUUCCAUUUCCACAUGUUCUCCUGGUCAAUACCACUUAUAAUGACAAUAUUGAUAUUCUUGUUGGGUGAAAUUGAUGCCGAUCCAUUACGUGGUAUUUGUUUUGUUGGCACUGUCAAACCAGUAUAUCGUAUUAUUUUUGUACUUGUUCCUCAAACGAUUUGUAUUUUUACUGGUCUUUAUCAUGCAUGUCGUACAGUGUUAAUAUUAUUUAAAGCCAAACAAAAAUGUGAAAAUCAAAAUUCUCGUCGAAGUGAUAAUAUUCAUUGGGCUUUGAUACGAAUAACAUUUUUCUCGACGGCCAUACUGGUUAUCUAUCUAGUCACAUCGGGCGCUUAUUUUUAUGAAUUGUAUAUCAAAGACAAAAAUCUCAGACAAUUCAAUGAUCAUCUUGUUUGUGAACUCAACAUUAGUACUGUAUUACCAGCUAAAUAUCUUUUUAACAAUGAAUCAUUACAGAACAAAUAUAAUCAUCAAUCAAAUUCAUUGUCAAAUGAACCUUAUGAUAUUUAUGGAAAUGGCUAUGUAAGUUCAUGUCGUCAAUAUGAACCACCGAAUCUAUGGUUUGUCUGUUUACAAUUGAUUGCCAUAUUUUGUUCGCCCAUUCUAACAUCAAGCUGGAUUUGGACUCGUGCUACCAUUUCUACUUGGCGAAGAUUUCUUAAUCGUCAGCUUUGUAAUUCAAGUAAAGAAACCAAAGAAUCAUUACGAUUAAAACCAUAUGAAUUGAUUGCCAAUUCUUAUCAGAAACGAGAACAAAUCCAGCAAGGAUUAUAUGUACCCAGUCUUGUAUCCAAUCACAAUGAUCCAGUCGAUAUGGAGAUUAAUUCAGCUCAAUCACAAAGUGUAUCGACAAAUUUUCAGCAAAAUUUUGCUGCCUUAUUGAAUCGUCGAUACGCCAUUUGGGGCGGAAAUAAUAAUAACGAAAACAUGAUGUUUGUCAAACAGCAUUAUGGUCAUAAAAAUGUUGGACAAAGUGCCAAUUAUCAGCCAACCAAUACGAUAAGACCAUCAUCGUUCUUAUCUCAAAAUCUAUCCAUUUCGGAUGCAUCUCAGCAACAAGCUUCAUUCGAAUCAAUGGAACAACAACAGAUGACCGAAAUGACUACUUAUCAUCGUAACCAACGACGUAAGAAAAAAAAGGAACGUGAAAAACGGUUAUUCACUCGUCGUGAUAGUGAUACAUCCGGUAGUAUAAUAUCAGCUGCAUUCACUGCUGCAAAAGCGGCAAAUAGAUUACGUGAAACAACAGAAAGAUUAACAUCUAAUCAAGCCAAUCAAUCAUCGACAAAUGCCAAUACAAAUUCAUUUGUGACAAAAUCUACAUCGACAGGCGACUUAUUCAACAUUCUAUUUGGCUCAACAUUUGCCAACGCACCACCACAACCAACGGCAGCCAUGUUAAAUGGUUAUAAUCCAUAUGCUAUGGCUAUGAUGCAAACUGCUGCAGUAGCAGCAGCUGGAGCAAUACCACCCCCACAAAUACCUCCACAUUCAUUUAUAACGCCUGGAUCAACAACUGCAGCAGCUUCCGCUUCAACAACUAUGACCCAAAUUGCUUCUCAUACAUCACCGAACCAUGCACAAACCAUUCUAAUGAAUGGAUCAAACUGUCCACCAACAAGUAUGGCAUCAAAUCAUAAUGAACAACUUAUCACUGGAACCAGUGGAUGUGUACGUAUGCAAAAAGAUCAAUGUGUUUCAACAUUUGCUUUUACUCAUGGUAUGUCCGAUCAAACGAGCCAUACGAUAAUCAAUCCUAUGAUAGAAAAACGACGACCAGAUAGUUCUAUACGUACAACACAACAACCAAAAACAAAUAAUAAUAAUGAAGUUGCCUUUUCGAAUCUGGUUAUCGUCAAUCAGGCUGCUGCUGCUGCUUCUACGAUCAUUCCUUUCGCCAAUGCCAACUAUAUGAUGAAUACAAUGUCAACAAAUCAUGCAGCCGUUACACCUGCCACCAUAUAUCCGGUUCCAAAUGUUGCGACCGCUGCUUACCAUCAACAUCAAAUGUAUACGAAUGGUCAGGCAGCAGCAUUAGUCGCUGCAGCUGCAGCUGCCUAUGGUGGAUAUCCACCACCAACGCAACCAUUACCGGCUAAUAUGAUUGCAGCGGCAUCAUUACCACGAUAUUACAAUACACAAGCCGCAUUCCUUGCUUAUCAACAAUCCAAAAGUUUGGCUGAAAUAGAAAAUCUGAUGCGUGAACAUGAAAAAUUCAAAAGUCUAAUAACCGCUCAUCAAAGCGAUACGGAAAGUAAUUCUGAAUUUUUUCCUAUACAUCUGACCGAAUCUGAAUCAUCUAGAAAUGGUUACUAUUCCGAUGAUCAUCGACAAUUACAAUCAUCAAGAUUAUUAGUACAGGAACGUAUGAAACAAGUUGAAGAUCAAGUAGAUCAACAGCUAAAACAGGAAAAAAUUAUUAAUCAAAACGAAAAUGGUGAUGAUGAUGAUGAUGAUGACGACGAAAAUGAU